Molecule: messenger RNA, 318 nt
Organism: Angiostrongylus costaricensis
Lineage: Eukaryota; Metazoa; Nematoda; Chromadorea; Rhabditida; Metastrongylidae
Source: the annotation of a GenBank genome assembly
AUGACUCAAGUAAUCAACUACUAUGCAUUGAACGAAUUUCUCGAGCAUCAGUCCGACGACACGUCUUCAAUCUACCAGUGGUACGAACGACUAUCCGAAUAUGAACUUGAUGGCAACGAAUCACCGAGAGAACUUGAAACUCUAUUCGAAGCAAUGAAGUUUCUGAUGAGCUUCUCAUUCACCGCUGCUGAAGAGCUGAGAGAAGUGGCGGAACGAGAAGCAGUUCAGAUGGCCGAGAAGGAGGAGGCAUGGGAAGAGCAGAAAAUCGCACUCAAGGCAAGAUCACAACGGCUUCCUAUCAUUGUUUUUUACCUUUAA